CGCUGGUUUACAGUCAGUCGUUCUAUCUUUUCUGGUAAACAUGGGACAAUACUGGACAAUUGGAGUUCUUCUUUUGGGCUGCGUCCUAGUGGGCAAUGCCUGUAAAUAUACCUGUGUUUCCAAGGAACUGUGUCAAUACGAGGCUCCUGAUUUCGAAUACCGAAACAAACGUGAUUGCCCCGAACACCAAAUUUGUUGUGGAGUUCGGCGAGGUAGCAAGCAAGAACAGCCAUCAGGACCACCCAGUUCGUACGGGACAGGGUACCAGCAUCAACCAUCAUAUGAUCAAACAAUCCAAACUGGUGGUGGUUCAACUGGUCAGAAGCACCGUCCAGCCGCACCCGUAUCAGUUGUACCAAAUGGACCUAAUGAUAAUUUUUCGGGAGGAAACAAUUUUGACCAGACUAGGAGACUGCCACAACUGAACGGGGACUAUCCUGAAGGUCAUUCUCAAGGCCAACGGCCAGCAGGACAGCGUCCAGCAGGCAGCGGUGGUUAUGGACAACCAAAAGGACGUGAGGAUCAACCAACAGGUGGUUAUACAGGCGGCAAUGGAAACAAUUGGAACCAGGCCGCCGGAAACCCACCAGUCAAUGGUGGUUAUCCAGCAAAUGUGCCAGCACCAGUCAAACCGGAAGGUACCAGUCAAGGACAGUGGCCAGGAGGACAGCGUCCAGCAGGCAGCGGUGGUUAUGGACAACCAAAAGGAAGUGAGGAUCAACUAACAGGUGGUUAUACAGGCGGCAAUGGAAACAAUUGGAACCAGGCCGCCGGAAACCCACCAGUCAAUGGUGGUUAUCCAGCAAAUGUGCCAGCACCAGUCAAACCGGAAGGUACCAGUCAAGGACAGUGGCCAGGAGGACAGCGUCUAGCAGGCAGCGGUGGUUAUGGACAACCAAAAGGACGUGAGGAUCAACCAACAGGUGGUUAUACAGGCGGCAAUGGAAACAAUUGGAACCAGGCCGCCGGAAACCCACCAGUCAAUGGUGGUUAUCCAGCAAAUGUGCCAGCACCAGUCAAACCGGAAGGUACCAGUCAAGGACAGUGGCCAGGAGGACAGCGUCCAGCAGGCAGCGGUGGUUAUAAUGCAGGAAACCUACCAACUGGAACAGCCGGAAACAACUUAAACCCAGGAAGAAGGGAGCAACCAACCCAAGGCUACAAUGCAAACAAAGCGACUCCGGGGACAGAAGGAGCCAGACCUGGCCAAAAUCAACACUGCGGUAUGAGCAACGUAAAUGGCUUAGGUUUUAUCAAAGGAAUCGCCGGGGAUCAAGCGAGACCUGGCCAAUAUCCCUGGGUUGUGGCUGUGUUUAACAAUGGAAGAUACCUUUGUGGUGGAUCCCUGAUUAGUGCAGAUGUUGUCCUAACAGUGGCCCAUCCACUGGUUGGUAAGACCGAGACCGACCUUGUGGUCAGGGCUGGCGAAUGGAGCAUGGACACCAACGAAGAGUCGUUUCAACUUGAGAACCGCGAAGUGGAAAGGAUAAAGCGCCACGAAGGAUUUAAUUUUACUAGUGGUGACAAAAACUUGGCAGUUCUAAAACUAAAAACUCCGUUCCAGUUGAAGGACCAUAUCAGAACUAUUUGUAUGCCCGUCCCGAAAAAAACGUUUGAACCGCGCCGCUGCAUAGUUGCUGGUUGGGGUAAGAUGAAGUACCAAUCUCCAGACUAUUCGGCGGUACUGAAGAAAGUGGAUUUACCCUUGGUGGACAGGCACACAUGUGAGCAACAGUUGAGGAGAACCAAAAUGGGUCAUGACUUUCAGCUGCCUGCCAGUAUGAUUUGCGCCGGAGGUGAGUUAAACCAAGAUGCCUGCACCGGAGAUGGCGGAUCAGCUCUGUUCUGCCCCAUCGGAGAGGAUGAUUCAGGUCUCUACGAGCAAGUUGGCAUCGUUAACUGGGGCAUCGAGUGCGGCCUGAAAGAUGUCCCGGCCACCUACACAGAUGUGGCCCAAUUCAAGUACUGGAUUGAGGAGCAGACGCUACCUUUCCGAUACAGGAAAUCAGGGAGACCAUUAUAUUAGGUACUUUCAUGAUGGACAAAAUGCACCAAUAGAAGUUAAAUGCAGUAACAUGUUUUUGACUGAGUUUAAUUUUCUUUAAUAAAAAUCUUUAUAACUAACA
Drosophila gunungcola (fruit fly) is the source of this 2126-nucleotide messenger RNA. RefSeq lists its product as uncharacterized. NCBI's taxonomy places the organism in Eukaryota, Metazoa, Arthropoda, Insecta, Diptera, Drosophilidae. Gene Ontology annotation, molecular function: serine-type endopeptidase activity. Gene Ontology annotation, biological process: proteolysis. The record is from RefSeq and is a predicted model, not a curated record.